GCGCUGCGCGGGGCGCGCGGCGCGCGGCGAGACCCGGCCACCACCUCCCUGGGCGCCCCGCUUUGCCCUCGAUCGGAGCGGCGCGGGGCCGCGAAGCCGGAGCCAUGCAGUCGGAAUCGGGGAUCGUGCCGGAUUUCGAAGUCGGGGAGGAGUUUCACGAAGAGCCCAAAACCUACUACGAACUCAAAAGUCAGCCCCUGAAGAGCAGCAGUUCUGCGGAGCAUCCCGGGGCCUCCAAGCCUCCGAUAAGCUCGUCCAGUAUGACAUCACGCAUCUUGCUACGCCAGCAGCUCAUGCGUGAACAGAUGCAGGAGCAGGAGCGCAGAGAGCAGCAGCAAAAGCUGCAGGCGGCCCAGUUCCUGCAGCAGAGAGUGCCCGCGAGCCAGACACCAGCCAUCAACGUCAGCGCGCCCACAGCCCUUCCCUCUGCCACCCAGGUGCCCAUGGAAGUCCUCAAGGUGCAGACCCACCUCGAAAACCCCACCAAGUACCACAUACAGCAAGCGCAGCGGCAGCAGGUCAAGCAGUACCUUUCCACCACUUUAGCAAACAAACAUGCCAACCAAGUCCUGAGCUUGCCAUGUCCAAACCAGCCGGGCGAUCGCGUCAUGCCACCGGUGCCGGGGAGCAGCGCGCCCAACAGCCCCAUGGCCCUGCUCACGCUUAACUCCAACUGUGACAAAGAGGGGUUUUAUAAGUUUGAAGAGCAAAACAGGGUGGAGAGCGAGUGCCCCAGCAUGAACGCACACCCACGGGCUUCGUGCAUGCAGAUGGAUGAUGUCAUCGAUGACAUCAUCAGCCUGGAAUCAAGUUAUAACGAGGAAAUCCUGGGCUUGAUGGACCCCACCUUGCAGAUGGCAAACACGGUAUUGAUGGUCUUGGUUUUUUUUUGCUUAUCCACAGUGAUCCGAAAAAGCGCAGACUUCUUUAAAGCCCUCAUUUUAGAAAGCGUGAUCAAAACGAGAUGCCGUGUAGGUGCGUCGUGGUGCCCCGGAAAGUUCCAGUUUCUAACAACUUCAUUCACGUGCACAGCGUGUAUUUUCCCCACAGAGUCGGAAGCAAGAGCCCUGGCCAAGGAGAGGCAGAAGAAGGACAAUCACAACCUGAUUGAACGAAGAAGAAGAUUUAACAUAAACGACCGCAUUAAAGAACUAGGUACUUUGAUUCCCAAGUCAAAUGAUCCAGACAUGCGCUGGAACAAGGGAACCAUCCUGAAGGCAUCCGUGGACUACAUCCGGAAGCUGCAGCGGGAGCAGCAGCGCGCCAAGGAGCUGGAGAGCCGGCAGAAGAAGCUGGAGCACGCCAACCGGCACCUGCUGCUCCGAAUCCAGGAACUCGAGAUGCAGGCCCGGGCUCACGGACUCUCCCUCAUUCCAUCCACGGGUCUCUGCUCCCCGGAUCUGGUGAACCGGAUCAUCAAGCAAGAGCCGGUACUGGAGAACUGCAGCCAGGACCUCCUGCAGCACCAGGCAGAGCUGGCGUGCACCAGCCUGGACCUCACAGACGGCACCCUGGCCUUCAGCAGCAGCCUGGGGCCCACGGCCGAGGGCGCCCAGGCCUACAGCGUCCCCGCGAAGAUGGGGUCCAAGCUGGAAGACAUCCUGAUGGACGACACCCUCUCUCCCGCCGGGGUGACUGACCCACUCCUGUCCUCCGUGUCCCCAGGAGCCUCCAAGGCCAGCAGCCGGAGGAGCAGCAUGAGUAUGGAGGAGGCCGAGCUGGCGUGUUAGCGCACCUGCCCCUGCGUCCUCAGAGGCCCCCUCCCUGACUGGGACACGCAGCAUUCCCCGGAAGGGGUUUUCUUGAUAAUUUUCCUUCAAUAUGAAUUUUUUCCAUGCUUUAUUGAUAGCCC
Molecule: messenger RNA, 1852 nt
Organism: Ictidomys tridecemlineatus (thirteen-lined ground squirrel)
Lineage: Eukaryota; Metazoa; Chordata; Mammalia; Rodentia; Sciuridae
Source: RefSeq, a predicted model, not a curated record